CAGUCACCUGAUGAAAACAGGAGGGGCGGAACGGCUUGGUUGAGUCUCGAUGUCCACUGCGGCGUCCGAAAGGAUAAUCACAACUUUGAUUGAAAUGGUCGAUGCACUGUUCUCUGUUCGUUCAAACUGUAAAGUGGACAGAUACAGGAUGACGGAAAUAAGUAGUUUGUUUGCUCGGUAAUACAGCAGUUGGCGGGUUAGCAUUGUGUGCUAGUACAUCAUGAGUAGCACAUCCAGGCAGGCUAAUUAGCCAGGAUGCUAGUUUCCCCCUUAACCGAAAGAACGUUAUUGUGCUUUACUAGUAAACGAGCCGUUUGGGAAUAAUACUAGCGCUUAUUAUUUCAGGAACGGUAUGUUUUUUGUUCCGUCGUGGAUGUUUUAUUACGCGUUUUCAUUUCAAGACAAAACUGCAGGAUUUGGAAUUCAGGCUCGCGCAGGAGCAAUAAGCUAAGCUAAGCUAAAAAUCCCUGUGUAAGCUGUGUCCGGGAUACUAGACCCUGUCUAAAAGUUAUAGAAAUCCUCCAGGUUAAGGCUAAGACCGGGGUUUUCUUUCCCUUUCUUUUUUUGUGUGUGUGUAAAAAGGAAGAAUUAGAGAUGGGCACAUGCUUUCGUGUACAUGCUCGUCAUCUCGGGUUAGUUUGGUCAUGCAUGUAGCUGCUUUCGGUUGUAGACGUGCAGGUAUCGUUAGCUUUCGCUAACAGCCUGGAAACCGCGAGAUGCACAAAUAAAAGCGUCGGUUCAGCGUGCUUUGGUUGCUGUGAGACGUUCAGCGAUGUAGCUUUCUAGCAGAGAAGCUCUACGCGGUAUUGCACGAUUUCGGACUUUAGUAAGCACCAUGAACAACCAAGCAAUGAUGGCGCAAGAGAAGAUGGAGUUGGACUUGGACAUGCCGUCGAUUCUGCUUCAGGGAGACGGACACUUGAGGCGAUCCAACAGCGAGCCGAUGAUAAACGGCUUAAGUGACAGCUCUCAGGUCCUACGCAGCAGACGAAACAGCACGACUCUUGUUAAUCGACCCAACAUGGUUCCCUCUUCCCCAGUUCGCAUCCCUAGCACCAGGCUUGAAAGAAUCAAACAGGAGGAGGGGGUUGAUGUGAUGAACAGGGAAACAGCUCAUGAACGGGAGGUGCAGGCAGCCAUGCAAAUGAGCCACUCGUGGGAGGAAAGUCUUAGUCUGAGUGACCACGACUUUGAGAAGUCCUCAUCCCCGAAACGUAUUGAUUUUGUGCCUGUGUCUCCAGCUCCGUCUCCCACCAGAGGAAUUGGGAAGAAGCAGUGCUUCUCUCCAUCUCUGCAAAUCUUGGUGAGCAGUAAUGGUCUCACUCCCAGCCCCAUUCCCAGCCCAACACGUCGCUUCAGCAGGAGGAGUCAGAGCCCCAUUAACUGCAUUAGACCCAGCAUUUUGGGGCCGAUCAAACGGAAAGUUUCAGGUGAGAUGGAAGCAGAAAGCCAGCCAAAGAGACUUUUCCAGGGUACCACCACCAUGUUGUCCACAGACACAGCCCACCUACCUGAACUCGGCUCACGUUUAUCCCCUGAUCUGCUUGAUGGAAGCCUCAGCAGUGUUGGCUCCUCUUCAGGUUCUCCAGCUAAGAUGGAAGGAGUUUCACCCUCCUUGAGCAACUCUCCCUUCACCCCCCUCCAGGAUCUUUCACCCAAGUGAUCAACAUAUCAUAUUACUAGAAAGGCCACAUGAAAGAGCUGCUGGAGUUUCUUGUGCUUCUGUUCCAUACCCUCCCAGCCGUGCUUUUUUUUUUUGGGGGGGGUGAGGAUUUGCUUGCUCAGUAGGACAGUGUGGGGAAGCUCUGUAAUAAAAGAAGCCAAAGCCCCGCAUGUAUUUUGUAUGGACUGUACCAUUGGGGUAAUCGGCAGGGGCAAAGACUGAAUGCUGUUUGCACCAGCUGCUAUAUAAAGUUGUAAUAUUUAGGGUGACUCUCCUAGAAUGAAAUCAACAGCAUUUUACAACCGUGCAGUUUCUCUAUGAAUGUGUUCUUGUAGCUCGCUGAAAUUAGAGGAAUGCUGAUAUAUAUUUAAAAAAAAAAAGAAGCUCUUGGAGAGCUGAAAGCGUUCCCUCUUGCAACAGUAUCAUUAGGUUGCCUGUGGCUAGGCCUAUUACUAUAGGUCUUUAUACGAGUAGAUUGCCAACAGGUAUUUUGUGUGUGAAAAGAAUUAACUUAUUUUGGCUUCAGCUUUUUUUUUUUGUAAGUAUGUAUAUUACAUUUGUCAUGCCUAUUAGCUUGUCACUUGUAAUCUGUAUGGGAGUGGAUGUGUACACAGUGCUCGAGUGGUUAACUGACAGUUGGGUACUUGCAUGCAUACAUUUACAGCUGAGUUUGUAUCAGCCUUUCAUUAUUCGUGUAGAUGGACGGAGGCGGCGGCGACAACAUGGAGUGCCUAUUUAUCACUCUUAGUGCUUCAUUACGUUUUUCUAAUGGAGUUAACCAUUGCCGUCAGAUAUUGGAGUAAAUGGUGGUCGAAUGCAAUAUUAAUGGGGAUGUUUACCACUAAAGCCAGGAUUUAAACACUACAGCACAUUCAACAGCCCCACUUGCAAUUUGUCUUAAGGUCUACCACCCUAGGACAUGGUUUAGCCUUCCUUGUCAGCUUUAGAGAAGUGAGCUGUCUCAAUGCAGUGUUUUCCAGCCCUUUAAACAUGGUGGCUUCACCCUUAUUCACUUGUCUAUGGAUUAUCACUGUGUGACAGUACUAACCUUAAAUGAGUUGUUUAAUGCCUUUUUUUUUGCAUGGGGUGAACUACUGCAAACCGCUGUCGAGGGAAGUUCCUGAAGCAGUUUAGAUAAGUAGAAGAAUAGAAGUGGCUGCUGAUGGUGACAUUUGAACAUGCAAUAGAAAGGAGUUUUGUUUGGAGGAGGAAUCUACUGAUUUCAUGAAAGUAGUGUGCCAUUAAAGGUCUGUAAAUAAGAGAGCUGUACAAUUGUACCUGUAAGUUGUUAUUCAUUUGAGCUUUUAUUUUAGUAAAUAGUAUUUUUUUGUAAAUGGUUUUAUGAAUUUUCUUUAAAAAAGGCUUUAUUUCCUCAGAGCAUCAUGCAUACAUUUUUUUUAUUUGCAAACAAGAAAAUGAUUGUAAAUUCUGUUUUGUAGAAGUGAAAUUAAUGGUGUGGUUUAUUGCCCCAUAAUAUAUCUAAGGCAGAACUGCACUUUUAUCCUUUCUCUGAAUGACUUUCUUUGCAAAGGGGGGAGCAGGGAGUGGGUCAUACAGGUCCCCUUUCUGUACUGUAUUGAUGGCUGAAGUAUUUGUGGUUUGAUUUACUGAUUGGGGGGGGGUGUGCUUUUUUUUUUUUGUCCUGUGGACUUGUCUGAUAUUUAAAUUACGAUGUCCUCUUUCAAGUGUGGAAGAACCUUAAGCUUGUGAGUCGAGUGCUUUGCUGAGCUCUGCUCUAAAUGGACAAAUAUUUUCUUGUCCCCUUUAUUAAUGUUCAGAUUACAAAAUAAAUUAUUUGUCUGGCAAUUCA
This is a messenger RNA of Neoarius graeffei (lesser salmon catfish), 3473 nucleotides long. RefSeq names its product PABIR family member 2 (gene pabir2). The transcript has 10 exons. NCBI's taxonomy places the organism in Eukaryota, Metazoa, Chordata, Actinopteri, Siluriformes, Ariidae. The record is from RefSeq and is a predicted model, not a curated record. Gene Ontology annotation, molecular function: protein serine/threonine phosphatase inhibitor activity. The coding region runs from base 836 to 1663 and encodes 275 amino acids.